Neoarius graeffei (lesser salmon catfish) is the source of this 2517-nucleotide messenger RNA. RefSeq names its product amyloid beta (A4) precursor protein-binding, family B, member 1 interacting protein (gene apbb1ip). Gene Ontology annotation, cellular component: cytosol; plasma membrane. The record is from RefSeq and is a predicted model, not a curated record. Bases 184 to 2175 code for a protein of 663 amino acids. Lineage: Eukaryota; Metazoa; Chordata; Actinopteri; Siluriformes; Ariidae. Gene Ontology annotation, biological process: signal transduction. The transcript has 14 exons.
UAGCAAACUGACAGCAGUCAGCCCUGCAGCCGCCCUCGAGCUCCACGCACCCAUCUACAUGAGCGGGUGUUGUCCACGAGGUGGAAAAAAAACCCAGAAGAAAAGCAGAAAAGCUGUUUCUCUAAACAAAACAUUAAUCUAUGAUACUCUUAUUAACUGACUGAGACCGGGAUUACAUCAAAGAUGGAAGACAUCGAUGCCAUGUUCACGGACAUGCUGCAGGAGAUGGAUCUCCUCACGCAGAGUCUAGCAGCUGAAGCUCCGGAGCCUCCACCCGCCUCCGAGUUCAGCCAGGAAAUCAACUUCUCCAUUGGCUUCACAGAUCCCAACGCGUCUCUAAAUGAACUGGAGGAUAAUGAUCUGGAUGCUCUGAUGGCUGAUCUGGUGGCUGACCUGAAUGCCACGGAGGAAAAAUUUGCGUCUGAGAGGGUGGGCGGGCAGCAUUCCAUGCCACCCCCAUCUUUACAUGUUCCGACAGCUCAUUUUACCCCUGCAGCACCCCCACAAUCUCAGUUUAAAACUGAACUGACCCGUUUGCCCAGUAACACCUCUGGACUGCCCUCUACCACCAGCAACACUUCAUUACCACCUCCUCCUCCUCCUUCCAACUCUAAACCUUCUCAGGAGGAAAUAGAAGAACAGAUGAAAGCAGACAAAAUUAAGCUCGCCCUGGAGAAGCUGAAAGAAGCCAAAGUGAAGAAGCUGAUAGUGAAGGUGCAGAUGACGGAUGGCAGCUCUAAGACUCUGAUGGUGGACGAGAGACAGACGGUGAGGGACGUGUUGGACAACCUGUUCGAGAAAACACACUGUGAUGGCAAUGUAGACUGGUGCGUGUGUGAGACCAACCCAGAGUUGCAGACAGAGCGCAACUUUGAGGACCAUGAGAUCCUGGUGGAACCUCUCUCAGCGUGGACAAGAGACAGCGAGAACACCGUGAUUUUCCAAGAGAGAAAAGACAAGUAUGAAGUUUUCAAAAACCCACAGAACUUCUAUUUGUGGAAGAAGGAGAAGAAAUCACUUAAAGACAUGAAAGACAGAGAUAAAGAGCUCCUUCUGGAGGAGAACUUCUGCGGGCCGUCAGUGAUCGUGCCUGACCUGGAGGGAGUGCUGCAUCUGAAAGAGGAAGGAAAGAAAUCCUGGAAACCUCGCUACUUCCUGCUGCGUGCCUCUGGAAUGUAUUACUUACCCAAGGGGAAGAAUAAGGCAUCUAAGGACAUGGUGUGUCUUGUGCAGUUUGAUAACAUGAAUGUGUACUACUGCAACGAGUACAAAAGCAAAUACAAAGCCCCCACUGAGCACUGCUUCAUCCUCAAGCAUCCUCAGAUCCAAAAGGAGUCUCAGUAUAUCAAGUACCUGUGCUGUGACGAUGAAUGGACCAUGAACCUCUGGGUUACGGGGAUCCGUAUCGCUAAGUAUGGUAAGACGUUAUAUGAGAACUAUAAGGCCGCCGUGAGAAAAGGUUCAUCGCUGUCUUCAGUUUGGACCAACCGGACCCUCCAGCCGAGUCCAUCAACCUCCACUGCGUCUACUCCAUCUCCAACACCGAAAGCCAAAGCAGCCAACGGACAUGCUCCUCAGCCUCAUCCAGCGCCGGCGCUCAAGGCCCCAGCUUUCAUUCUGCCACCUCCAGCCGACACCCUGCCCCCUCCCCCACCGGACCCCACCCUGCCACCUCCUCCUUCACCCUCCAUGCUUGUAAAGAAGCAGCUCUCAUCGCUCCCCCCUCAGCAAGCCAUGCCCUCGUUCCCUCCUCCACCUCCGAACGACGACACGGAGCUUCCUCCUGACUUCCUCCCUCCUCCUCCUCCUCCUAUGAUGUCAGGAGAGCUUCCUCCACCUCCUCCAGAUCCGUUCCUCCCUCCUCCAGCUAUGCUUGAUCAGCUUCCCCCACCACCUCCUCCUCCGAUAUCUGGAGAUCAUUUUCCACCACCUCCUCCUCCAGCUGCAGGUGGAGGUCCUCCACCACCUCCUCCUCCUCCACCUGCAAGCGGAGUUCCUCCACCACCUCCUCCACCAUCUUCAUCCGGAGCAGGAUUCAAUCCCGCCGCAGUCACUCUGAGGAAAGUCGCACCUCCACCUCCAAAGAGGACUACACCGUCAGUAGCGGCGCCCUCUGGUGGUGAAUUCAUGUCAGAACUCAUGGUGGCCAUGCAGAAAAAACGUGGUGGGCAGUGAACUUUCAGCAAGUUCGCCCUUUUUUUCUACAAAGGAGUUCACUUCGGACAUAAUACACGUGCUGUAAAUAUGUGGAUUUGUCUGGAGGAAUAUUUUUAUGGACUAAACUAUCAGCGCUAUGCUGUAUUGCAUCUACUGUUCUUUUUAGGUGAGAAUUGGGGAGACGGAAUGAAAUAUUACAAUAAGAGUAUAUCAAAUGUAAGCUUUAUUCACCAAUACUGUUACUAUGUACAAUGUAAUAAGGAUGAAUCACCCAGGCAGAUAUUUCUGAACAUAUUUCAAAAAAUUCAAUAUAAACGUGUUUACAAGUCAUUUUUAAUAAAAUAAAAUAUUAAAAAGUGA